Messenger RNA from Xyrauchen texanus (razorback sucker), 7605 nucleotides. RefSeq names its product armadillo repeat containing 8 (gene armc8). Lineage: Eukaryota; Metazoa; Chordata; Actinopteri; Cypriniformes; Catostomidae. Gene Ontology annotation, biological process: proteasome-mediated ubiquitin-dependent protein catabolic process. Bases 1045 to 2940 code for a protein of 631 amino acids. Gene Ontology annotation, cellular component: GID complex. The record is from RefSeq and is a predicted model, not a curated record. The transcript is spliced from 22 exons. Gene Ontology annotation, molecular function: protein binding.
ACACAAGAUUGAUUAGUGAUUGCUUAAGUAGAUUUUAUUACCGUCUGAAAUUGUAGAUUGAGUCAUUGUUUUCUAUCGAAAUCUUUUUCAGAAAAAGCCAAAUAAUUGUGAACAACUAAAUACUUAUCCUAUAAUUAUUUAUCUAAACAAUGGCCUAAAAUCCCAUUUCUGCCAUACAAAACUUCUAAUUAAUCAGGAAGUCCUUUCUGAAUUAAUAGUCGCCACAGUAUUCUAGGGGUGGGUGGUGCACUGAGGAAAAUGAAUCUGACUAUAUGCAAUAAACAUUUUGGACAAAGAUGACUUUCAUAGAGUAUUCUUGUUACCAAUGUAGAGGAUGUGGGGACAGAGAAAAGCAGAACAAAAAAAGAGAUUUUGCGAUGUUUUCCAUUGUAGUGGAUGUUUUCCAUUUCUUCUAUAUUGUACAGUAUACAGUAGGUCUGAAUCCGUAACCUGAGAGGUUGUUUAUAGGGAUGCAAUCAUAUUUAGGUCAUAGGUGUUGCUUUGACAAAAGGCCAAUGGGAAUGUACUACUUAGCAGAACAAACUGGAGAAGGGGAUUGGGGUAGAUCACAGGAAUUUGAAUGUUUGACCCACUAUGGCUACAAAGGGAAUAAAAUAUAUUCAUGUUUAUCAUAUAAUGUAAUGUAAAUACGUUUUUCCAAUUUCAUCAGUGGGUAAUCGCAGAUAGCUAACAUUCUGCAAUCUGAUGAAAGUGAUACUGCAGAUCACUUAUCAUGCUAUGUUUCAAUCCAUAGAGCUGAUACAGUUUUUCAGUGGAUGGUUUGAAACAUUAAAUAACCUUUAUGGCAAUUCUUGCUGAUUGCACAGACACUUUCUGGGGUGAAAUCUGACCAUCAUUCCCACAUUUCUCCAGCCUGAAAUUGACGUCUUGCACGAGUGAGCUGCAGUGUGUGAAGUGGUGGCCGCUUUCCACUCUCCUUCCAGAGACUUCCACCAACAUCUGGAAGUCACAGCCACGAGUCGCCACUAUGUUGACCGGCUUUUUGACCCUGACCCACAGAACGUGCUGCAAGGAGUAAUUGACAUGAAGAAUGCCGUUAUCGGAAACAACAAGCAGAAAGCCAACCUGAUUGUGCUGGGAGCCGUGCCGAGACUCCUGUACCUUCUCCAGCAGAGCUCAUCCAGUCUCGAGUUGAGGACCGAAUGUGCGGUUGUGUUGGGGAGUCUGGCCAUGGGUACCGAAAACAACAUCAAGUCCCUUGUGGACUGUCACAUCAUCCCAGCCCUGCUACAAGGCCUCUUGUGUUCUGAUCUGAUCUUCACUGAGGCAUGUCUGCGCUGUUUAAGAACUGUUUUCAUCAGCCCAGUCACCCCAGUGCAGCUGCUCUACACCGACCCCACUGUGAUCCCCCAUCUCAUGUCCCUGCUGAGUCGAUCACAGCACACACAAGAAUAUAUCACCCAAAUCUUCGCCCAUUGCUGCAAGACUCCAGAACAUCAGAUGGUUUUAUUUAACCAUGGUGCCAUCCAGAACAUCGCUCCUCUGCUCAUCUCUCCCUCCUAUAAGGUACAGAUGCAGGCAUUGAAAUGUGUCUCAGUCUUGGCCUAUGAGAAUGCUCAGGUUUCCAUGACACUGGUGAAUGUGAUUGUAGAUGGAGAGCAGCUCUCUCAGGUUUUUGUUAGAAUGAUGCAUAGGGACAAACCCAUCGAAAUGCAACUCACAGCCGCCAAAUGUUUAACAUACAUGUCUCGAGCAGGAGCCAUCAGAACAGAUGACAGCUGUAUUGUACUAAAGACUCUGCCGUGCCUUGUGCGGAUGUGCAGUAAAGAACGGUUACUGGAGGAGCGGGUGGAGGGGGCCGAGACACUGGCCUACCUGAUGGAGCCCGACAUAGAACUACAGCGUAUUGCCAGUGUCACCGAUCACCUCGUGUCCAUGCUGGCCGACUACUUUAAAUACCCGAGCUCUGUCAGCGCCAUCACAGAUAUUAAGAGGUUGGACCAUGACUUGAAACAUGCACAUGAGCUCAGACAGGCAGCAUUCAAACUCUACGCCUCGCUAGGUUCCAAUGACGAGGACAUUAGGAAGAAGAUCACAGAGACGGAGAACAUGAUGGAUAGGAUCGUUAGCGGCCUAUCAGAAUCCAGUAUAAAAGUACGGUUAGCAGCAGUCAGAUGUCUACACAGUUUAUCACGAUCCGUACAACAGCUAAGAACAAGUUUCCAUGAUCACGCCGUAUGGAAGCCACUAAUGAAGUUAUUACAGAACGCACCAGAUGAGGUGCUGGUUAUGGCCUCUUCAACACUAUGCAACCUAUUGCUGGAGUUUUCCCCCAGCAAGGAGCCUAUAUUAGAAUCUGGUGUCAUCGAGUUACUAUGCAGCCUCACACAAAGUGUCAGUCCAGCUCUGAGAGUCAACGGCAUCUGGGCUCUCAUGAAUAUGGCUUUCCAGGCAGAUCAGAAGGUGAAGGUGGAGAUUGUUCGAGCUCUAGGCACAGAACAGCUCUUCAGACUGCUGUCUGAUCCUGAUACAAAUGUGCUCAUGAAAACACUGGGGCUGCUACGAAACCUGCUCUCCACCAGACCACAUAUAGACCAGAUCAUGAGCUCACAUGGGAAACAGAUAAUGCAAGCGGUCACUCUUAUCUUGGAGGGAGAGCACAGCAUAGAGGUCAAAGAGCAGACCUUGUGCAUAUUGGCCAACAUCGCUGACGGAAACACUGCCAAGGAGCUCAUUAUGACCAAUGACGAUAUGCUCCAAAAAAUAAAAUAUUACAUGGGUCACUCCAACGUGAAGCUGCAGCUGGCCGCCACUUUCUGCAUUUCCAACCUCAUCUGGAAUGAGGAGGACGGCUCACAAGAGAGACAAGACAAAUUAAGGGAUAUGGGCUUUGUGGAUAUCUUACACAAACUCACCCAAGCGUCAGAUCCUAACCUCUGUGACAGGGCAAAAACUGCAAUGCAGCAGUAUUUGGCAUGACCUUGAAGGAAGCCGCAACUAGGCCCGAACUAACAAUUUCUAGAAGGAUCACGUCUCCUGUGGUUUUGUUUUAGAUCUGAGUUUCAUUUUUGCUCUUCUUUAAUUUUUUGUUGCACAAGACACCUUUUGUUGUGGAGACACCCCAAGCAACUCCGCAAAUCAGAGAUGCGGUCAACAGAGGCCACAGCUCCAGUGGGGAUUUCAGCUACGUUGGCUUAAUGUUUUCGGCGGAACUCUUGGAAAAAAUUGUGUUUGUUUGUUUGUUUGCUUUUUGACGUAAUGUGAAGGAAAGAACCUCAAAGUGUGUUGCAGCGCCAUUUGGUGGUUUGGAGGUUUUGACGCUUUGGACUCCCUUUGGAGAAUGCUGACUGACCUCACAGUGCUAAGCUAACAGGAGCUUAGUCUCCUUAUUUUAAUUAUUAUUAUUAUUAUUAUUAUUUUAAAUUAGGACUUUCACACAAGGAAAGGUUAGGAAAAAAGACUGCUUGAUUCUUUUCUUUUUUGUGGAUACCUCGUAAAUAUUUAAAUAUAAAUAUAUAAAUAUAUUUUUGGGAAUUUUAAUUUACCCUUUCAGGUUGUUUUUCCCCUUUGUGUUUUCCUCUGUAAUAUAAGCUGAUAUGGGUAUGUGAAGAGGCAGCAUGUUGGGUCUUAUACUGACACCGAGCAUUUCAUAGAAACCAUUCAACCCUGAAUAGAAGGUGCAAGUUUGCUUGCACUUACUACUGUUUAUUUAAAAUGUUUUACUCUUUUUAAUCUAUGAGAAUAAGUCUCCUCACAACCAUACCCCUACCCCCAUAACUCCCUGUUUUUGAAUCGCUACAGGGAAUGUUUCCACUCCAAAAUAUGCCAUGGAGCACUCCACUGAUUUCUGUCUUUUUUUCUUGAGUUGGGAAGGAAUAACUUGUCGAAGCCAUGGCUUAGUGACUAGUAUUUUUGCUUUAGACAUAUUGGGCCAAUUGGUACUCAUGUUGGAGACACAGAUUUGAAUCCUGACUCCUUGUCUGUCAAUAAACACAUCAAAAAAGCCCAAAAAUACAAGUUAAAAGAAAUUUUGGGACCGCAGCAACAUAUCUUCAUCAAGGAAUUGGUCCUAGGUUCACUUAAAUAUUCACACAGAUUACAUAAUGAAACUCACCAUACUCAGAAAAAACAGCAGUGAAAACAGUGAUGAAAAUUAGGUGUAGCAUGUACUCACCACCCACUUUAUUAGGAACACAUAUAACACCAAUCUAUUCAUGCAAUUAUUUAAUCAGCCAAUCGUGUGGCAGCAGUGCAUUGCAUAAAGUCAUGCAGAUAUGGUUAAGGGACUUCUGUUAGUAUUCACAUCCACCAUCAGAAUGGAGCAAAAAUGUGAUCUCAGUGAUUUCUACUGUGGCUAUAUUGUUGGUGAAAGAUGGGCUGAUCUGAGUAUUUCUGUAACUGCUGAUCUGGGAUUUUCAACCACAACGGUCUCUAGAGUUUCCUCAGUAUGGUGCAAAAAAACCACACAAAAAUCAUCCAGUGUGCAGCAGUUCUGUGGACGGAAACACCUUGUUGAUGAGAGAGGUCAACAGAGAAUGGCUAGAUUGGUUCGAGCUGACAGAAAGACUACAGUAACUCAGAUAACUCUCCGAAUACACGUCAAGCCUUGAGUCAGAUGGGCUACAACAGCAGAGGACCACGCCAGGCACUUUCUUAUGACCAUAGUGUUUCUAAUAAAGUGGUCGGUGAGUGUGUUUCUUGAAUUAUUUUAAUGAGACGGGGUGGGGGGGUUAGAAUGAGCACAGAAGUCUGUAUUCAUAUAAAAUCAGUGUUUUAUUAUCCUGGUAAGUGUCUCUCAUAAAGCUCGUUACAGUUAAUAAAAUACAUCUGUACCCUGUAUGCCCUGGGUCGUGCAGCACCCCCACCCACCCCAAAUCCCUCCCCUAUAUAUGCAGGCACAUUUUUCAUGCAAAUUAAUUGGACAUGCAUUAAUCCCCAGACCCAAAACAUCCAUCACAGUCCCUUCUAUCCAUAUUCAGACCCCCUGCCCUGUGUUCAAGGUAAAGAUAAAUAGAAACCAAUGCAUUCUAUUGUGUUACAAAUAAUGGGCCCCUUACCAUUACGGUGCACCCAUGCCAUGAGUCUGGAUAGACCUCAACAAACUGAUAAAUCAAGCUGAUGUCAUUCUAGUUCUAAUAGAUAUGCCAAAUCUGGCAACUUUAAACAAUAGUAGAAAGAGGUGACAUUGUUGCUUUGUUUUGGCCACUAAUAAAACUGGUGCUGGUCAUUGUAUAGUAGCGAUGUUGGGGUGAUCUUGAUCCAUAGUCCAAAUCAAAGAGUAUUGUGAUUUAGUUAAGAAGCUUUUGCCUUCUUGGGCACCAGCCUCAAGAAAUGUCUGAAUUUUCUCACAAGAGUCUUUUCUUAUUAGGAUUGCAGAUAGAUAAAUAAAUACAUAAAUAACAUAAUUAAAUAAAUAGACGGGGAAAUAAAAGUGCAGUGUUCUUUGCUGUGAUAUAACCCAAAGAUUUUGAUAAGUAUUGUGAAUGCUGAACAAUGGGAAGAGCUAUGUCUUAAAGGAAGGCACGCAGGCAGGAUGGCUAAAGCUCUGUGUAUGUGUCUAUUUAUUCUAUAUAUGCAAACCACUUGGGCUGUCCAACAUAUUACAUUCCAACUCACCAAUCAUAGUCCAAACUGACAACUAACUGCACACCACCUCUUAAGUGCAGACUCAUUGACUGAUCACUAUUCUAAAUGUUAUGAUGGUUUGACUUUAGGACUGUUUGUUGAGCUCCUAUUUGUAUUCUUAUGAUUGUCUUGAGAAUGAUUGUUUUCUGUUUUAUUUAAAAGGGGGAAAGAGCAACAUGGACAACAGAAGAUGGUUAAUGAGGCUACUGCAUGCUAGAGUGCUUGGUAUGUCAUGCUUGUGUAUAGGGUCCAGAAUUAACACUUGCGAAGUAGUAAAUACAAAUGGUUUAUAUAUAUAUAUAUAUGCAACAUGAACUAUGUAUUGACUUGAAUCAGUACAAUACAAAUGGCCUCAGACUAUGACUGCCAUUGAAACAUUUCAAGCAAGAGAAAAUGUAUCAUAAACAGAUUAGCCAGGACAGUAAAAGUUGUUUUACUUUCAUAAUUCCAGACCUUCAUGUGGCAAUACAUUCGAGGAGUAGAUGUUGUGUAUAAUAUGUUAUUUCACGAAGAAACUGGUGCUGCAAUAUGAUGUGGCGAGUAUCAUAUAUACUGUGUGAGAUAUUUAUAUAUAUAUAUAUAUAUAUAUAUAUACACACACACACAGUGCUUUGAGAAAGUAUUCAGACCCCUUCAUUUUUUUUAACAUCAAUCUACACUCCAUACCCCAUAAUGACAAAGCAAUAACUAGAUUUUUGAUAAUUUUGCAAAUUUAUUAAAAAGAAAUAUCACACUGACAUAAGUAUUCAGACCCUUAACUACACCUUUGGAAGUAUUUACAGCCUCAAGUCUUUUUAGGUAUGAUGCGACAAGCUUUGCAUACCUGCAUUUGGGAAUUUUCUGCCAUACUUUGCAGAUCCUCUCCAGCUCUAUCAGGUUGAAUGGGGACCAUUGGUGGACAGCCAUUUUCCAACCUUGACCAGUCCCAGUCCCUGCCGUUGAAAAACAUCCCCACAGCAUGAUACUACCACCACCAUGCUUCACUGUUGAGAUGGUAUAUUGUGCAGGUGGUAAGCAGUGACUGGUUUCCUCCAGACAUGAUUCUUGGAAUUAAGGCCAAACAGUUUUCAUUUCAUUUCAUCAGACCGGAGAAUCUUGUUUUUCAUAGUCUGAGAGUCCUUUAGGUAUUUACACUCACCUAAAGUAUUAUUAGGAACACCUGUUCAAUUUCUCAUUAAUGCAAUUUUCUAAUCAACCAAUCACAUGGCGGUUGCUUCAAUGCAUUUAGGGGUGUGGUCCUGGUCAAGACAAUCUUCUGAACUCCAAACUGAAUGUCAGAAUGGGAAAGAAAGGUGAUUUAAGCAAUUUUGAGCGUGGCAUGGUUGUUGGUGCCAGACGGGCCGGUCUGAGUAUUUCACAAUCUGCUCAGUUACUGGGAUUUUUCACACACAACCAUUUCUAGGGUUUACAAAGAAUGGUGUGAAAAGGGAAAAACAUCCAGUAUGCGGCAGUCCUGUGGGCGAAAAUGCCUUGUUGAUGCUAGAGGUCAGAGGAGAAUGGGCCGACUGAUUCAAGCUGAUAGAAGAGCAACUUUGCCUGAAAUAACCAUUCGUUACAACCGAGGUAUGCAGCAAAUCAUUUGUGAAGCCACAACACGCACAACCUUGAGGCGGAUGGGCUACAACAGCAGAAGAACCCACCGGGUACCACUCAUCUCCACUACAAAUAGGAAAAAGAGGCUACAAUUUGCAAGAGCUCACCAAAAUUGGACAGUUGAAGACUGGAAAAAUGUUGCCUGGUCUGAUGAGUCUCGAUUUCUGUUGAGACAUUCAGAUGGUAGAGUCAGAAUUUGGCGUAAACAGAAUGAGAACAUGGAUCCGUCAUGCCUUGUUACCACUGUGCAGGCUGCUGGUGGUGGUGUAAUGGUGUGGGGGAUGUUUUCUUGGCACACUUUAGGCCCCUUAGUGCCAAUUGGGCAUCGUUUAAAUGCCACGGCCUACCUGAGCAUUGUUUCUGACCAUGUCCAUCCCUUUAUGGCCACCAUGUACCCAUCCUCUGAUGGCUACUUCCAGCAGGAUA